AGGAAGAACAAAUCAGUAGAUAGAGAAAUCACUAGGGUUUUGAUGUUUACUGUUUUUUUGUUUCUUAUCAGAUUCCGAUUGGAUUGGGCGAUCGAAGACAGCGCGCGCACAGCGAUCAAGAACUCAACCAUCAGAUGUUUGAAGGAAGAAAAAGUGUCUGUAUGAUGCAGCCGCAGGAUCAUUAAUAUUUAAUAUUUAAUCUCGACCAUUUGCAAUUUCACGGAAUUGGCACGGAGGUCCCUUUGAAUGCAAGCCGCGUUCCUAUUAAGCUUGCUCUGAGUUCCCACUUCCCACUUUUGAUCGAUCGUUUCUGUCUCGAUCUACCCUCGAAGUUGAAGGUGCGAACCAACGCACUGACCGGCAACCCUGCAGUCCAUCUCAAGAAUCGAAAGCGGAGGUGGGAAAAAGCUAGCAGAGUUCUGGAUUCAUGGAGGAAUUGACCACUUUUGCCGCUGUUUUAUUCUAGUUGUGAAGGUUGCCGAGGUGGGAUUGCGAUUUGCGAGCUGAGGGAGAAGGAAAGGUCGCAUCUUUUUCUCCGCUGCGUCAUCCUUCAGGUCAGCAGGUUUUCAGGUUGUUUUUCGGCCAGCGAAAUCUCGCACAAGUUGCGAUUUUGCCCUAGAUGAUGACAAGAUCUUGGACGGAUGUGUUUCCGCGGAAGAAGGCGGCGGCGGCGGCGCCCGGGCAGUCGUACGCGCCGAAUUGGUUCGUCGGCGAGCACAGCGUCGGCGGAGGCGGGAGCUGGACGGCCGAGGAGAACAAGCGGUUCGAGGAUGCCCUAGCCAGGUUCGACGCGGACGUCCCCGACCGAUGGGAAAAGGUAGCGGCUUUGAUCCCCGGGAAGACGGUGGGCGAUGUGAUGAGCCAUUACCGGGAAUUAGUCAACGACGUGAGCGACAUCGAGGCCGGCCGGAUCCCAUGCCCUGUUUACUACGGCGCGCCGUCGUUUACCCUGGAAUGGGACGGCAGCUACGACGCCGAUGAGUGGAAGAAUCCCUACUGCGCCUCCGCCAAGCGAUCCUGCGUCAGGGGAUCAGAUCACGAGAAGAAGAAAGGAGUUCCUUGGACUGAAGAGGAGCACAAGUUGUUUUUGCUUGGUCUCAAGAAGUAUGGCAAAGGCGAUUGGAGAAACAUCUCUCGAAAUUUCGUGCUCACCAGAACUCCUACUCAGGUGGCUAGCCAUGCCCAAAAGUACUUCAUCAGGCUCAAUGCCGGCAGCAAAGACAAGAGGAGGUCUAGCAUACACGACAUUACUACGGUCGAUUUGCCGGACAACUACAUGCCUCCCUCUCCGUCUCCUCAGCCAUCUAGCAUCACCACUCAAUCGAAUUUGGCAACGACACCUACGUUGUCGGGCCAGAUCUCUGCCAUUGUCGAUUCGGAUCAGCUCGGUGAGGUAGCUAGUGGGUCGAAUUCGUCAUCACAAUCUGUGCAGAAUAAGUUCCCGGUAGCUCCAUAUAUCAUGAAGCUGCAACCUCAAAGUUCACAGCUCAUGAAUGAAAUUCUGUUGAGUAGAACACCCACAUAAGUCCAACUGCUGCUUCUACUUUCCACAAAUGAAGAUUAUAGUUCUUAUAUCUGCCUUUAACGUACUCCUUUGCUGCUAGAUGAGCUUGGAAAAGGUCAAUGUCUAUCAUAAAAUCAUGUUGGAGAUUAAAAGUAUGUGAUUCUAUUUGAUAUUUCAUAGAAAAUCUUCCAAUUCUUGUUAGAGAAAUCGUUGAAAGGAUGUGUUUAUUAUGUCUCAAGGUCCUCUCGUUGAGCUUGUUUAUUGCUUCUUGCUUUUGUAUUUUUGAGUCUUUUAAGCUGUGAUUACAUCCAACGAGAGAUGGGCAAAGAAGAAAGGUGAGAAGGCCAACUAUAAGUGACGGUCAGAUCCAGCUCACUCUUUGCUGGAAGUGAAUAUGAGCUACUGUUGAUUCUGUCAGUGGUAAAGUGCAAAAGGUCAAUUGUUUGA
Molecule: messenger RNA, 1951 nt
Organism: Zingiber officinale
Lineage: Eukaryota; Viridiplantae; Streptophyta; Magnoliopsida; Zingiberales; Zingiberaceae
Product: transcription factor DIVARICATA-like
Exons: 3
Coding region: 620-1525 (301 amino acids)
Molecular function (GO): DNA binding
Source: RefSeq, a predicted model, not a curated record